AUGAAAGUUCCUGUCAUUUCUCUUGAUGUUGAUAGUGAUGAAAAUGAAAGCGAACCAACAUCUUCUUCAAAUCGUCUUCCACCUCCACAUCGAAAUGGAUCAAUUCGAAAAGUUCGACAAAUAAAUAUUGAUUCAAAUAUUGGAGAUUGUGGAACUGAAUCAACUUUGGAAAAUGUGAUGAAUCGAAUUGGAAGAUCACAAUCAUUGCGAAGAAAUGCGGCAGCUGUAUCUUCUGCAAAAAUGAAAUUGGAAGGAGAAUCGAGUAGAGCAACAUCACCAACUCCAAGUUUUAUUGAUUUUAAACCAAUGUUACGAACUGCAAGUCUUCGUGUAAAACAACAAUUGACAACAAGAUUGAGUGAACCAUUGAAAAAAGCGUCGAAAUUGUUGACCGUCGAAAAUGGCGACGAUGAUCAACAAUUCCAACAUUAUAGCCUUGUACAUGGCUUAACUGGGCCAAAUAAUAAUAAUCACGGUGAAGGUGUGUAAGAAUUUAAAAAAAAUCAUAAAUUCAGGCAAACUAAAAUGGGCUUUGUUUGUUUCAGCCUAGGCGUGCGUGUACUCUGAAAAAAUUAUCAAAAUUAAAAUGAAUCCCUGCAAAAAUAUAAUUUUUCAGCCGAAGAUGCUGGUUCGUCAAGUGAAGAUGAGGAUGAUCCAGAAUAUCUUGAACUCAUGGAACGUGAUUCGAUAAUAAAUCGAUAUGAAAAAGGACCGGAUAGUGGAGAUGUUGAUGCGUGGGAGAAUCCGGAUUUUGAUGUUUAUACAAAACUUGAUCGAUUCGGAUUUGUUCAGUUAGUUUUUUUCAGAUGUUCUUCGAUUUUUGUGAUCUCUCGAAAUUUUAUUGAUUUUCAGCAAAGAAGGUGAACAAUUUAGCGAGGCGAAUGAAAUCCAACGUCGUCGAAUUUUGAAAGAAUUAAGCCGCGAAAAGAAAUGGUUGAAAAUGGUAAAUAUUUGGAAAUCUGGAGGACCAUCGAAAAAAAUGGAAGAUCGAAUAUGGAAAGGGAUUCCCGAAAAACUGCGAUUAGUUGUUUGGCCACGUUUAUUAGGAGCUGAGAGAAUGAAAGACGAGAAAAAAGAUGUAUAUAAAGAUUUAUUAUUGAGAGCAAGAUUGGUAUCAAAAGAUAUCAAACAAAUUGAUCUGGAUAUUAAUCGAACUUAUCGAGAUCAUUUGGCAUUUAGGAAAAGAUAUGAUGUUAAGUGAGUUAUUUGAAAACAACAUUAAUUUACAGUAACCUAGUAAGGUUUGUUUCAGACAAAAAUCAUUAUUAAAUGUAUUAGCGGCUUAUUCAAUGUAUAACACAGAAGUUGGAUAUUGUCAAGGAAUGAGUCAAAUUGCUGCACUUUUCCUUAUGUAUUUAGACGAAGAAGAAGCUUUUUGGUGUUUACAUCAACUUAUGGUUAGUCCAAAGCAUACAAUGCAUGGAUUUUUUGUACCUGGAUUCCCUAAAUUGCAACGAUUUGAAGAGCAUUUUAAGAAAGUUCUCAAAAAGUACAAACCGAGAAUUUAUAAACAUUUGGAAAAACAAGAUAUUCCAUAUAUUUAUUUGACAAAAUGGUGGUUUGGCUGCUUUUUGGAUAGAGUUCCGUUUCCACUUGCUAUGAGAUUAUGGGAUGUUUUUCUGAUCGAAGGAGAUCCGAUUCUUAUUGCAAUGUCUUUGAAUAUUAUGAAAAUGCAUGAGAAAUUUAUUAGAAAAUCGACAAUGGAAUCUUUUAUGGAAUUUAUUCAAAAUGAUAUUGCAAAUAAUUUUGGAUAUUCGGAUGAUGAAACAAUGUAUUCAUUGAGAGAAACAUUAACUAAAUUAAAGGUAAACUUAUUUGACAUUUUCUGACCAGUGAUCUUAUAUUGCGAGGACUUUUUUUGCCACUUGAAUAUUUUGUCAGACUUUUAUAUCAGUUCUAAUUUUCUCCGAGCUUUCAAUUGAAAAAUUUUUCAAAACUGAAAGACAAUUUUUUAAAUCUUAAGCCACGUGGUAUUUUUGCAUGUCUUCACAGUAUAUUUCAAAACUGGGUUACUUAUUCUAGAGUGACCGUCAACAUGUUCCACCACCUCCACGCCCUGAAGAUCUUUCUGAAGUUCCAACAAAAGCACUCGGUCCGAUUCUUCAAAAACCGAUGGGAACAAUUCGCGAAGAAAUUCAUGAGAUUCAAUCACGUCGAAGUCGCGCAAAUUGUAAGUUCAACAAAAAUGAAUAUGAUCGAAAAUAUUUAUAUUAUCUCGAAAAAUAUUCAAAACUAUUUGGGAUUUCAUGAUUAAUUUUUUGUGUUUAUGUGUCGUCUAACCUGCAUGAUUCUUCUAAUUAUUUUUUUAACCUGUCUUCUUUUUAUGUUUUUUUUGUGUUUUGUGAUUGUGAUAAAUGUGCAUGCUUUUUGAAUUGUCUUCUAAUUCGCGCACAUCUUUUUAGCAACUGGAAGAUCACCUUAUCCGAAACGAAAAGAAUCUGCAAGAAAAGGGCCUCCUCCUGUUCAACAUAAAUUUCAAUCAUCUCAAGAUUCGAUAAAUAAAGAAGUUCCGUUUGAGGUAAGAUUCGAAAUGUUUGUAAUUUUCAAAAAUAUUAGAGAUUUUUCAGAUUCCUUCAAGAAGAAAUGUUGGUUCUCCAUCCACGUCAUCAGAUAUGAAUGGACGGUAAGCGCUUUAAACUAACCUUUUGAAAAAACUUUGUUUAUCCUAUGUUUUGUCGAAUGUCACGAUAAAAAUUUGAAAAAAACUGAAUUAAUUUGAUUUGAAAGAAAGAUCCCCCAGGUACUUUCAAAUUAAAUUUUGUUUGUUUUUUAGCAACUAUCAGUCGGUUCAGUCGUCGCAGUUUUCAAACCACCACAAUUCGAAUUCAUCUCGUUCCCGGCAAGAAACAAACGGACAUUCAACCCCAUCAAUGCAAAGAUUAAGAGAUGAACGAAAUGGUCAAAUGGUUUUGUUGAGUAGAGCAAGUGAUUCUGAAGGUGAUUCUGCAUCGCCAAUGAAAGGUUUGUGACCGGGAAAAAACUUGUAUUUAACUUGUAAAACAUUUUAAUGUUUCAUAAAUUUUGGGAAAAUUAGACUUAAAGAAAGUAAUUUUCAAAACAAUUGUUGUUCCAAUUCAAAAUCCAGAAAGAGUUUAAAAAAAGGCCCAAUUCAGAAAUCUCAAAUUUUUCAUUCGAAAUGUGAUUUGAAAAAAGAUCAUGUCAACUCCAGUAUAUUUGAAUUUGUUCAGAUUCUCCAAAUGGUUGGUCAUCAUCUUCUCAUCAACAUUAUCAUCAAGAAUCAAAACAUUCAUCCUCUUCAAAUUCUCGAAUUAUUCAAACUCCAAAUCAUGUGACACGUAUUGAACUCGAUGGUGAUAUUUCUGUAAUUUAA
Caenorhabditis angaria is the source of this 3331-nucleotide messenger RNA. The record is from the annotation of a GenBank genome assembly. Lineage: Eukaryota; Metazoa; Nematoda; Chromadorea; Rhabditida; Rhabditidae.